AUGAAAACGGGGGGUUCCUCUCCUCUAAACAACCUUGUCACCGGUCUCCUCCGCGAGAGCUGUUCCGGUGGUGACGUCUACUACUGCUCGCAGAAAGACGUCGAGAAAGUCGGCCUGAUCAACAUUGACCUCAUUCUGCAGUGCAGCUUGAAUCACCUUGUCUAUUUCAAAAAUGUUUAG
Molecule: messenger RNA, 180 nt
Organism: Penicillium subrubescens
Lineage: Eukaryota; Fungi; Ascomycota; Eurotiomycetes; Eurotiales; Aspergillaceae
Exons: 1
Coding region: 1-180 (59 amino acids)
Source: RefSeq, a predicted model, not a curated record